AGUCAACAGCGGCUUUUUGAUAUUCACUCUAUCUACGAGGCGGUGCUGGUAGUAAGUUCGGUCCUUCCAGUAACAUUUUUCCUAUUAACGGCAACAUAUUACUCAAUGGUAUGUAUAAGGUUAUGAAUCAACAGUGUAGCAGUGACAGAAAAAACACGAAAAUGGUCACCAAUCCACUACGACCUCGCUCCACGAACACGUUCGCCAGCUGUUUGCACGCAACCGCCACACUGACCUUGUUGGUUUCGAUAGUUGGCGUUGUGGUUGUAUCUUACCUCGCAGCAGUCGAUUUGGUUUUGGAAGGACGAGAAGGCGAUGUUCCGGUCUCCAGCACAAGAAUUCGCUGUCCCGUAAACAACUUGACGGCGGUCCUGUCAUGGGAAAAUCCUGACGAGUGCGCAUGGAGCAACAACUAUGAGGAAGCGCGCCACAAAUUUCGACAGUUGGGCAAACUUGUUCAGGAAAAAGUCGCCUUCGCAAAAAAGAGCAAAGACGAGUACGAAAUCGAACAUCUUGGUACGAUCAUCGAAGCUGUCCCUGAUGCGUUUAACGUUCAUGAAUGGUCGAGGUCAAGAAGGAAUGAUAGUACGCAGCAAGAAGACGCUGCUGAAGUAGAGUUGGAAAUCAGUGCUCAAGAAAUUGCGGACGAUACAGUGGACUCCCUCCUUCUGGUCAUAAACACUAAUGGACACGGAGAUGCAAGGUCAGCCUCAAGAACAGAAAAAUGUGAUUUUUCUUCGAAUACAGAAGAGGACGGAGUGGUAAAGCAGGGUCGUCGAGAUGAAGGUGAAGAAGUCGCGUCUUCAAAGCCAGAUAUAGUGCUUAGCAGUGGUGUUCAUGGGGUGGAAGGCUUCAUUGGAUCAGCAGUGCAAGUACGCUUUUUGUGGAAACUGCUCGGACGAGAACUAGAUGGAGAAGGGAACGAGCCGUCGUCUCCUCAGAAUGGGAAUACUUUUGGUCCUGGUGUUGCCGGAUCAGGAACUGACAAUUUACAACAUGCUGAUGGAGCAGAUACGAAGAAGUGUAGUAAUGCGAGCACCACUGAGAGAAGCAGAAGCACCUCCGAAGAAGUACGGAAGAUCCUCUUAAUUCAUGCGGUUAAUCCCUUUGGUAUGCGAAAGUUUCGUCGUUUUAAUGAACGCAACGUCGAUUUGAAUCGGAACGCUUUGACAGAUGCCGAGGCUGAAGCAGCCAGAACGCGUCAUCCAAACGCGGCAAAAUAUGUUAAGGUCGUGGCGGGGGAGGUUGUGGAUGUGGCUUACAUGUCUUGGUUACUAGUACAACGUGCGUGUGCUUUACAUGUCUUGGUUACUAGUACAACAAGACCGUGUUCUAGUGCGUAGACAAACAAGACACGGGCACUUCUUGUGCAAUAAAACUUCCGCUUGUUCUGCGACUAUGAUCUAAUUACGAGGAUUUUUACUACGCUUUUAACCCCGCAGGGCGAUUGUUGGAGCGGAAAAGAGAAAGGAAAGCCCAUUUUAGUGGUGAAAAAUCCAUGUUCAGUCGCAAGAGCUUUUCACACCGCUUAUUAGACUUUUUUGAUGACCAUGUUUAUGCCCCACUCUGUGGCGGAUUCCACCAAAUGGACACCAACAUGAGAACUUCUACGAUAACCACAGAAGAUUCCAAUCGCAACAAUUUUCUCUCUCGAACCCAAGUCGUAAUUGCAGAGGUAGUUACGAUCAUGCGUACUGUCGGUUUGGGAAUUUUUGCUGAGAUGGCGCGUCACGGCUAUGUCGCGCUAAAACGCGCUCUGGUGUCUGCUCAAUACCAUCGCCCCAGUGGACUCUGGUAUGGGGGAACGCCAGGACAGUGGUUAUGUUGCUACUUUGUGAUAUUUAAAUACAGAUCCCGUAAAGGAAGUACAAGUAGUAGUAGAACACGACUUGUUCUGUUGUUAUUUCUGCCUCCAUAGACGUCGUCAACAUCCACGUGGUCAUCAGGUGAAGAUACAUGAUCUUCAUCAGCGCUAAUUCUGGAGCCGUCUGUGGAGAUUGUGAGUCACAUUUUGGAGACAUCCUUGGGUCUGGAGAUGAACCCAGCAUUUGUAUUUUGGAUUGACGUGCACACCGGUCUAGGACCGUACGGAGAAUACACUAUUCUGAGGAAAGCAGAGCACGUGGAGAGGACCUCGUCUACGUCUCAUAGUAUCCAAGGACCACAUGAAGAUGCUGUUGGAAGUCUUGUGGAGAAAAUGAACAAUGAGGCGCAAGUGGAAAACUUUCAGAAUCAGGUAGAGAAGCUUCUAGAUGGCGAAAAAGUGGAGGGCCUUCCUUCUGUGUCGGCCAACACUUCCACGACAGGACAAGAUGUGAGUGCUGGUUAUGAAUUCAGCUCAGGUCCAGUAGCCGGCGGAGCUCUAUGUUCUAUCCAUCAAUCCCACUCUGCCGACUCCGGUACAACUAAAAAUGUUAAUGUUCCCACCAAGAAUAGCACUUCUGGACGAACAAGAUCUAGAUGCCUUGCAGUGACACAAGAGUUCGGCACAUUUCCAGGAGUAUUUGUGGCCUUAAGCGUCAUCCUAGAACAUUGGCAUUGGCUUCGGGGUACUGACGGAUCUCAUUGGACUACAUGGGCAUUUGAUCCGCGUUUGUGGAGCUGGCGCCGUAGGACUCUCGAAGGAGGCAUGAAAUUUUUAGGACAGGUGCUGAGGUGGGACAUCGUGUGAUGAAGAAUUAUUAAUCACUAAACUUAACGUUAACGCAGGGGUUAGUAUCCUAAACGACCUACAAUCUAGUCCUCGCAUCAUUAUUUUUCCAUUUGGAAUGCGUCAAAGGCGAUAUUAAAGCUUGACCUGUUGAAG
Amoebophrya sp. A25 is the source of this 2806-nucleotide messenger RNA. The record is from the annotation of a GenBank genome assembly. Lineage: Eukaryota; Dinophyceae; Syndiniales; Amoebophryaceae.